AUGGCCUCUUCUGAAGCACCAACACAACCAUCAGCAGAAGCUUCGACUCAAGAAUCUCAAACUCAAAGGAAUGUUAGGGCAAAAACCGAUAUAGCUUGGGGUCACGCUAAAAUUGUCCUAGACGGUGACAAAGAAAAACCACAAUGUAUCUAUUGUAACAAAGUUAUGAAGGGAGGUGGAAUUAAUAGAUUAAAGUUACACUUGGCUGGAGAAACUGGACAAGUCGAAGCAUGCAGCCAAGCUCCUGAAGAAGUCCGCUUUAAGAUGAAACAAAAUCGUGAAGAGCAAACACAAAGAGAACAACCUAGGUCAGUGGUUGUUGCAUCUCAAAAGGGAACGAACAAUGGAAGCUUUGAUAAUUACUUUUUGCCUAGAACAACUCCUGGAUCACAGCCUACUAUAAAAAGUGUUUUGCAAACCAAGGAAGUUGUAGAAAAGUGUGAUCUUGCACUUGCAAAAUGGUUCAUUGCUGCAUCUAUUCCCUUCAAUGCAGCAAAUUCACCAUAUUUUCAGUCUGCGGUCGAUGCUCUUUGUUGCAUGGGAGCCGGAUAUAAAGCUCCUUCUAUACAUGAUUUGCGUGGUCCUUUGCUAAAUAAGUGGGUUGAUGAAACAAAGAAAAAGAUAGAGAAAUACCGUGAGAUUUGGAAGAAUACUGGUUGUACUCUUAUGGCAGAUGGGUGGACUGACGGGGUUAGGAGAACUCUGAUAAACUUUUUAGUUUAUUGCCCUAAAGGAACAGUUUUUAUCAAAUCUGUUGAUGCUUCAGGUGCUUCAAAAACUGGUGAGAUGUUGUUUAAGCUUUUCAAGGAAAUAGUGUUAUAUAUUGGCUCUGAAAAUGUUGUUCAGAUAGUGACAGAUAAUGCUGCAAACUAUGUUGCUGCUGGUAGGUUAUUGGAAAAAGAGUUCCCUGGCCUGUAUUGGUCUCCUUGUGCAGCUCAUUGCAUUAACUUGAUGUUUCAAGACAUUGGAAAAUUACCUGAAGUUAAAGAGGCAGUUUCACAUGCCACAAAUGUUACCAAGUAUAUAUAUAAUCAUUGCUAUCCAUUGUAUUUGAUGAGGAAAUUUACUCAUGGAAGAGAGAUACUUCGUCCUGCUCCAACUCGCUUUGCCACUAAUUUCAUUGCUUUGCAGAGUAUUUUGUCUCAGAAAAAUGCACUUAGAGCCAUGGUAACAUCUCAAGAAUGGACAACUUCUGCUUAUGCAAAAGAAGCCAAGGCCAAACAAUUUGUGGAACAAGUCUUGAACACUAACUUUUGGACUGCUUGUGCUGACAUAGUGAAACUCACAGAACCACUUGUAUGUGUGUUGCGUCUCGUGGACAGUGAAGAUAAACCUGCUAUGGGUUUUCUUUACAGAAAUAUGUAUAAGGCUAGAGAGGAGAUGGUGAAGAGGUUUCAAAGAAAUAAGACAAAAGUGGAGCCUUACUUGAAGAUCAUAGAUGAUCGAUGGGAUUCACAACUUCGAAAAAAUCUUCAUGCUGCUGGUUAUUGGUUAAAUCCAUCUUGUAGAUUCAGUCCUGAGUUUGAGAAACACAAGUCCACCACAUCUGGUCUUAUAGAUGUCAUUGAAAAGUAUGCUCGUAAUAAUCAUGAGUUGCGAGCAAAGUUAAAUACUGAGACAAGUAUAUUUAGAAAUUCCGAGGGCGACUUUGGAAGGAAAUCUGCUGUAGAAGCUCGAAAUUCACCAUUUCCAGAUGAAUGGUGGGAACUUUACGGGUGUCAAGCACCACAUUUGCAAAAAUUGGCAAUUCGGGUUCUAAGUCAAACUUGUAGCUCUUCUGGUUGCGAGAGAAACUGGAGUGUGUUUGAGCAUAUUCACUCAAAAAAAAGAAAUAGGUUGGAGCAUCAAAGGCUUAACGAUCUAGUCUUUGUUCGUUACAACUUAAUGCUAGAAAAUAGGAACAACAAAAUUCGAAACUAUGACCCCAUCAAUGAUGAAUUACUUGAUGAUCAUCAUGAUAAUUGGGUGUUGGAGGAUUCACCGCCAUUUUUAACAGUUGAGGAGUUGGAAUCAUUACGCAAUGAUCUUGCCAAUAUGACCAUCCAACCUAUUUCAAAUGAUAUUGAUGGAUUGAAUUUGGAUGAGGAUGAUGAUUAUGGCAAUGAUGCACCUGACACUAAUGCAGAAAACAUGGAUCAAAGUAAUGUUUUUGAUGAAGCUGCUGGAGAAGAUGUUGAAUUCCUUGAUGAGCUUCAAAUUCAAUCAAUAUUGACUCCUUGGAAUUAAGAUGUUAUUGAUGAUAAUACUUGUGUUGGAAUUAUAUUUUCUUGGGAUCUUUUUGAAUUUUUAUAACAGGGGCAAUCUCUUUUUUUAAUUUAUGUUGGAAUCAUACUUUUUUGGGAUCUAUUUGGAUUUUUACUACCAAGAUGUAUUUUGAGUUAUGACUAUGUUUUGAA
Medicago truncatula (barrel medic) is the source of this 2396-nucleotide messenger RNA. RefSeq lists its product as uncharacterized. Gene Ontology annotation, molecular function: protein dimerization activity; DNA binding. Bases 1 to 2226 code for a protein of 741 amino acids. The record is from RefSeq and is a predicted model, not a curated record. NCBI's taxonomy places the organism in Eukaryota, Viridiplantae, Streptophyta, Magnoliopsida, Fabales, Fabaceae. The transcript has 4 exons.